AUGUCUCAAAGCCAGUUUUCAGACUUCGCAUCGUCAUUUUAUGGGGAAUUUAGUGAUUCACAAGUGCUUACUCCCCCCGCAAGUACACAGACCCAAGAACCCUGGGAAUCUCGUAUCCUCCGAUCGGGUGAUCUGACUCCUACGCCGGUCCCUUCUUCCCUUACGCGCGUUGGCUCCGACCGUAGGAAGACAUUUCUUCUUUACGACAAGAUGGUUCAUUCGGAAUGGGUAGACUGGUGGCUAGGAACUGAAUAUGGCUCGAAAAGCAAGAUUAAUUGGGACUCAAGACGCCAUACAGAGGUCUGGGAUGGUUACCACCAGGUCGCUCAAAUCAUCGAUGGGGCACCAAAGGUUAUGUGCAAACGUUGUGGCAAGAUCUUGGAGCAUCCUUAUUCUACCAGCCCAGGUAGUAUAGGGAGCAGAGUGCAGUACCAUGGCACAUCAACGAUCAUGAAGCAUCUUAGGACAGCUGGAUGUAGACGCUCGGAUAACAAGAGGAAUUCGGAGAUCACAAAGUUUCUACAGACUGAGGCAGAAAGUUCAGCUACGCCCUUCUCAUGCCAAGAAUGGGAAGAAGAUAUUCUUCAGUUCCUUACGCUUAACCGCCUGCCAUUCAAUCUAGUCGAAUAUACAUCAUUCAAACGUCUAUUCCACAAAGCUCGCUCUGCCCCAGCCAUUUUGCCAUUCCCUUCCGCCGAUACUAUACGUCGCCGACUCGGGAGCAUAGUCAAAGAUCGACAGCAGCGUAUCCUUCGCACGCUACCCCCUCGCUCUAAGAUAUCCAUUGCGCUUGACUGCUGGACGUCUCCUUUCUCGCAGGCAUUCAUAGCUAUCACCGGCUAUUUUAUUGACGCCGAUUGGGUUUAUCGCGAGGUGCUUCUUGGGUUCAAACCGGUUUCUGGUUCACAUACCGGUGAUAACCUUAGUGGUGUUCUUUUAGAAACCCUCGUGGAGCAUGAAAUUACGGAUAGGGUCUUUGGAUUAACAACGGAUAAUGCGUCGAAUAACAAGACGUUGGCUACUGCUCUUCAGCAAGCGUUACCAGAUAGAGUUUUCAUUACCCGAAUCCCAUGCCUUGCCCACGUUAUUCAGCUCAGUCUGAACCAGCUUCUUUCUCGGAUCAAGGCAGGUCCCACAAAUGACUCGACUGAGACAAAGUGGACAGAGAAGCAGUCAAACCUCGCCCGGCAAAAUGCGAAGCAACAGUCUGAUUCAUAUCAGAUCUCUUCCACAUUAAACAAGAUCCGCUUUCUUGCAGUUUAUAUUAAUGCGAGUCCUCAGCGCCGAGAGACAUUCUGUGGACUUCAGAUAACCGAUAUCAAGAUUGUUCCAAUCCAAGAUGUAAGGACUCGGUGGAAUUCGACAUACUUGAUGCUUCGCCGGGCAAAGCGACUACGCAGCAUUUUUACUCUGUUCUGUACGGAGUAUGACUGUGAGGAGAUGCUUCCUAGUGAACAGGAAUGGCGCCAGAUCGACUAUUUGCUGUCUAUUACCGAGCCGUUCUUUGAUUAUACAACACAGCUUUCAAAGACUCGAGACAUCACAGCCCACUACGUGUUUAUGAUUUAUAAUAAAUUGUUUGCUCAUCUUGAACAAUCAAUGAAGCAGCUCCGACGAAAGCGGGUUGUAUGGAAGAAACAGAUGCUUGAUGCACUUGAAGCUGGGCGGAUAAAGCUUGAUGAGUAUUACUCUCAAACUGAUAGUAUCCGAGGGCAUAUUUAUGCGAUUAGCACUAUGCUUGCACCGGUAAACAAGUUCCAAUUCUUUCAUACCGCCGACUGGGAUCAGCAUUGGCGAGAUAUUUAUCGAUCUUCAUUCCGCGAAGCCCUAGCUCCAUAUCAAGCGAUGCUUGCAAGUGAUAUCCAGGCUUCAGGAACGUCUAUAGCUAUAGCUGAACCAUCCUCGGUGCUUGAUUCAAUGCUUACCGGGCCUGGACCUGGCGGACAUCCAGCACGGCUUCCAGUUUCUGAUGAAAUAAGCCAAUACCUUGAUAGCGAUCCUAUUUCUAUAAAUCCCCUCACUUUCUGGAAAGAACACCAAUCUCGCUUCCCAGCUAUCGCUGCACUUGCACGAGAUGCCCUUUCGUUCCCAGCAACUGGCGCAGGGGUUGAACGUCUAUUCAAUACCGCUCGGGAUAUCUGCCACUACCGUCGUGGUAGAAUAAAGUCGAAGACUAUUGAAGAUUUGAUGAUGUUCCUUUGUACGUCUAGAUUUGAUAUGGAGGAGCAAGAGGCGAAGCUUCUUAAGGAAUUCUUUACGUGGGACGAGAUCGAGGCGGCGAAAGAAGAGAAGGAUGGGAAGAUUGAUCUGAUUGAAGUUGAUCUGAUAAGUGAUACAGAGGAACAGGAAGAUGAGAUAGAUCAUCAGGAUAAGAACCAGGAUCUUAUAGAGCUAGAUGAGACGUCUGUGAGUGCCGGUGAACAUAAUGCUGGGCCUGAUCCAUCAUUGCCACCAAACCAGACGCAGAUUCGGGCCUCAGGACGGAAACGGAAAAGCAGGGAGGAUGAUGUGUUCGAAUACCAUUAG
Molecule: messenger RNA, 2526 nt
Organism: Penicillium nucicola
Lineage: Eukaryota; Fungi; Ascomycota; Eurotiomycetes; Eurotiales; Aspergillaceae
Exons: 3
Coding region: 1-2526 (841 amino acids)
Molecular function (GO): protein dimerization activity
Source: RefSeq, a predicted model, not a curated record